This is a messenger RNA of Emys orbicularis (European pond turtle), 375 nucleotides long. RefSeq names its product chromosome 15 C11orf52 homolog (gene C15H11orf52). The transcript has 4 exons. Gene Ontology annotation, cellular component: extracellular exosome. The record is from RefSeq and is a predicted model, not a curated record. Bases 1 to 375 code for a protein of 124 amino acids. NCBI's taxonomy places the organism in Eukaryota, Metazoa, Chordata, Testudines, Emydidae.
AUGUGCAUAUUGGACUGUCCGAGUAGCUGCGGGAGGAGAUGUCCUUCACCUUUUAAAAGAAAAAAAGAAAAGCAAGGCACUAGAGCAAAACAGAUGAGCCAACCGCACCAGGAUGACAGGAAGAAGGGCCUGCAGGCUGCUCACAUGUACGAUGACGUCUCGGAGUUUCCAGUCUAUGCUACUGUGAACAAGCCCAGGAAUGUGAAGCGUGAUGACAGCGUGCACUAUGCAGAUAUCCAGGUAUUCACCAGGGCCCGGGAGCGCUCGGCCCAAGAGGUGAAGAACUUGCAAAUGCAGAAUGCAACGGAGUAUGCCACCCUUAACUUCCCCCAUCCCAGACUGAAAUACGACAGCAGAAAUGGGACCCUGGUGUAA